Molecule: messenger RNA, 876 nt
Organism: Closterium sp. NIES-65
Lineage: Eukaryota; Viridiplantae; Streptophyta; Zygnematophyceae; Desmidiales; Closteriaceae
Source: the annotation of a GenBank genome assembly
AUGGACGCGGGCUUUCUAGAAGCGCUGGUGAAGGCGGGGAGCAUGAUCCUCGUGUCGGAGAUCGGCGACAAAACCUUCUUCGUCGCAGCGCUCCUAGCCAUGCGCCAGCCGCGGCGCUGGGUGCUGCUGGGCUCGCUCUCCGCCCUGUGGUUAAUGACAAUACUCUCUUCGCUCUUCGGCUGGGCUGCUCCCAACCUACUGCCGCGAUCAUGGACGCACGUGAGCACGACGCUGCUCUUCUUCCUCUUCGGCCUGCGCUCCCUCUGGGACGGGCUCACCAUGGACGCCGCCAGGGCGUCGGAGGAGCUCAAGGAGGUGGAGCAAGAACUGGACAAGGCAACCAUAGCUGCUGCCACGGCAAGUGCUCCACCCUCCACUACAGCACCACCAUCUCAACACAAGAGCAACGGGGUGAAUGGGGGCGGGCACGAGGGGAGCAUGAACGGGGUGGGGGGCCAGGGCGAGGAGGAGAGCAAGCACGGCAAGGCGCAGAGGCUGGCGUGGCACCGCUUCUUCUCCCCUGCAUUCCUGCAGGUGACCACUCUCUCCCACAACACCCUCCCCCCCCUCUCACACUUCCCAGUAGACUGUGAAGAUGGUGCUGGGUUAGACCCGGCCUGGAGGAUAGAGUUGGACUUAGGAAAGCAGAGAUUGACCUACCAUGCUCCCUCGUUAGUUGACCUGCCUUCUCUCUGGUGUUUCUCGGGGAGUGGGGCGACAAGAGCCAGAGGCCAUGCGGUGUGCUCGGGAGCAGCAGUGAUGGGGGGGCGGCAUCUGGCCUCUCGGAUAUCAGAGCGCACGGUUGCACUGUGUGCCGGUGUGCUAUUUCUUCUCUUUGGCGUGCAAGCCUUGUUGCAUGGCAGCAUGGCUGCUUGA